UCAACCAGUAUGCUGGCGUCUGCGUAGCCACAUGCAAUGUAAUUCAACUGUAAUAAUCAGUAUCUUAUAGGUAGUGAUGUAAGUUUACAAAAAAACUCUUCACUCGGCUCACGUGUUAUCUGAUGAAGAAGAAGAGGAAGAGGAAGACUGCAGCUCAUGGCUUUGAUUGUGUUCGCUUUUGUUUUGGUGUUCACCGGGAAAUGGGACAAGUCUGUCCUCGCAGAGGCUCAGUCUUGUGUGGAUGAGAGCAGGUUUAAGGAGCAGCUGCUCUAUGUGGGGCAGCAGAGGCCUCCGUAUCGGCUCAACUGCCCUCUGGAGCCCCAGAGCUCCGUACAGCCCCAGCUGACCUGGCAGAAGGACUGCCAGCCGCUCCCUACUCAGGGAGGGAAGGCCUACUUGGAGUUUGCCAGCCUCACCUUGCAAGAUCAAGGAAACUACACCUGUAUGCAACAGAGCAACAGCACCGCCUCAUUCACUGUGCGCCUCAUCGUUAAAGAGUCUCAGUGCUCCAAAACCCCAGAAUUUAAGCCGAAUGGGGUCUCGAGCGAACUCCGGAGGAACGUGGAAUGCACCGUGACACUGAACUGCACCGCUCUCCUCCAAUGGGACCAAACCGACGAGCACUGUGACGCCACGCUGCAGUGGAGUAAAGAUGGCCGACCCCUCGCCAAUCACACACAUUACACGCAGAACACCUCCUCAUGGUCUCCUGUUGCCGGCCAGCUGAUGGUCAACAGUCUGCUGGGGAUCAACCUCACGGAGCUGGAUGCGUUUGGGCUCUACAGCUGCUCAGUGAGGAACCUUUCCUCUGACUUCAGUCUGCCGGACUCAAACCCUUUUGUGUGCUCAGACGGCCCCAACCACACAUCUGCUAUUAUUGCAGCCGUCUUUCUCCUCCUCCUGUUGGCUGUAGCUGCUGUUGUGUACUCCAGGUGCCACUUGAACAUCAAACUCUGGUACAGGAACUCCUACGGAGCCUAUGAAGUCAACGAUGGCAAAUUAUACGAUGCCUAUAUCUCUUAUGUGAACAAUGAUCAUGACAGGAAGUUUGUCACCUUUAUUCUCAAACCUCACCUGGAGAAUAAAAUUGCUCUCAAGGUGCACCUCAAUGACAACGAUAUUCUACCUGGCUCAGAACCUUCUGCUGAGCUGCUCGUGAACAUUAGUCGCUCUCGGCGUUUGAUCGUGUUGCUGUCUCACGCUUACCUGGAGCAGGACUGGUGCUCCAAUAACUUCAGACAGGGCCUCCUGCACCUGCUGGAGUUGUGUCCGCGGCCCGUCCUCAUCAUGCUGGAGGGUCAGUCCAAACGCAUGAGGCCUGAGAUCAAGCAGCUGCUCACUGAGCACCAGCACUGCCUCACCAUACUCACCUGGAGGCACAACUCUGUGACUCCUCUCUCCGUCUUCUGGAAGGAGCUGGCCUUAGCGAUGCCUCACAGGGUCGUCUUCCGCAGUGCGUCUGCGGGCGACCCUCAGACUGUGCUCCAAGAGGACAAGGACCCCAUGCUGACCCUCGACUCUGACUUCCUUGACUGCCGCUCAGACACAGACCUUGCUGGAGAUCUGGGGCUGCGCCUCCCUGUGUACAAGGCUCUGGCCUUCAAGGCUCCCGUCCUCCCUGCUGCUCCCAUCACUGCCGCUGAGCCCAAAUCCUCCGACAUCGACGUGUCGGACCUGGGAUCACGCAACUAUGGAGCCCGCUCUGACUUUUACUGCCUGGUCACUAAGGAGGACAUGUGAUCCACACUGCUACUGAUUUAUACACCGACAGGAGCUCUUUAUUAGCAUUGCUUUAUAGUUUUCGAGGAAAUGUGUUUUUUUUGUACAGUCGUUGUUGAAAUCAAAGCGUUUCCUUUUUCUGUUUCCACUUACCAAAGACUGAUUAUUUAUUGUUUUUGUGUAUUUUCUACUUAGAAUUAUUUUGGUCUGAAAUUCUUUUUAAUCGAGGAAAGAAGUCACGUUUAAAUUGUCAUUUCUCGAAUAAAUUGCCCAGCAGAGGGCGGAGUGAAGUCAGAUAAGAUGAAGGAAUUCUGCUUCUUAAGCAGAUUUCUACAAUUUUACAAUUAAAAGUACACAAUAGGUUAAGGACAAUAAGUGUCCUGGAAACAUGGUCAGAUUUGAACCCAAAAUACCAGUAUCUGUCUGCACACCCAUCAGCUGAAGUAGGGCGACGCAUCGUUCAGGAUAUUUCUGCUCGAGGAGUUUUCUGUGUGUGAUGUACACAGGCUGAUAACACAGCAGUCUUGCUAAUAAAGCAGUUUGACCACA
Pseudoliparis swirei is the source of this 2268-nucleotide messenger RNA. RefSeq names its product single immunoglobulin and toll-interleukin 1 receptor (TIR) domain (gene sigirr). The transcript has 10 exons. The record is from RefSeq and is a predicted model, not a curated record. The coding region runs from base 157 to 1740 and encodes 527 amino acids. NCBI's taxonomy places the organism in Eukaryota, Metazoa, Chordata, Actinopteri, Perciformes, Liparidae. Gene Ontology annotation, biological process: signal transduction.